AUUUAUAUUUGAAUUAUUUAUAGAUCUCUAUAUUAGUCUGGAGUCUACAGCCUUAGGCUAAGCCUUAGCCGUCUUGGUUUUAAAUUUAUAGAUCUAUAAAUUAUAAUCUAGUUUGUUAGAUUACUAGAAGAAAGGACUAGCUAAGAUUAAGUUCUAGAUCUAGAGUCUAGGUGUCAUUUUAUUAGUGGUUUACUCAAUUACUGCUCAGAUUAGUGCAUGAUGAUAUUACAUUUAUUUUUGGUCUUCAUUUGUCUUCUUCAAUCUGUUACUGUCAUUGAAGGACAGAAGAAAUAUUGCAGUGUCUGUCGUGCUUUGGUUAGUGAGGUUGAAUGGUUGAUUAGUCAGGUAGAUCCUAAGAAAAGUAUUCAAGUUGGAAGCUUCAGGGUUGAUCCUAAUGGAAAUCAGAAAAUUAAAGAUAAGCAAUAUGCUAGAUCUGAGCUUCACAUUGAAGAAAUAAUUGAAUCAGUUUGUGAAAAUCUGCAAAACAAUUAUGCCUGGCUUGACUUUGAUGAUGGGACAGGUCAGAUGGUCAGAACUGUUGGUUUUAAUGGAGAGAAGCUGGAUGACAAAGGUUUCAAUUUAGAUCGAGAGAAAGGAAGAAAAUUAAAAUAUCAGUGUGAUAAUUUUUUGGAGGACCAUGAAGAAGAAUUAAUAACUUUGUUUCAAAAUGAACACAUUCCAAACUAUGAAGUGUUUAUAUGUGCUAAUAAAUUAGCUGUUUGCUCCAACAAAGAUGUUGCCAUGCCUUUGUUUACUCUACCCAAAGCUAAAGAUGAAGUGGAAAUUGGGGAUGCUGCAUCAAAUGCUGAUGUUAAGGAUGGUGGAGCCACUGAGGAUGUUGAAAGUGAUGAUGUGAAUCUUGAUGAAACAAACUCUGACAGUUACAGAGACAAUGAUUUCAGUGAUGAGCUUUAAUGACUUGUUUUGUUUUAUGUGGUUGAGAUGAAUGAAGUAUUAAAUGUGUAUAUAUCAGCAACUAAAGAAAAUUAGGCAAGUUUGAUAGUUUUAAAUGAAUUUUCUUGUUUAUCUUGCUCACUCUCCUUGUUAUUUGCAUUACAUAAUGUAUAUUUGUGUGUUAAAGCGUUUUUUUAAUUUUUUGAAAGAGAUGGUAUAACCUAUACGUUAAUAAACUUUUUUUUUUUUAA
Biomphalaria glabrata is the source of this 1145-nucleotide messenger RNA. Its product is annotated as protein canopy homolog 2-like. The transcript has 6 exons. Lineage: Eukaryota; Metazoa; Mollusca; Gastropoda; Planorbidae. Gene Ontology annotation, cellular component: endoplasmic reticulum. Bases 217 to 915 code for a protein of 232 amino acids. The record is from RefSeq and is a predicted model, not a curated record.